GUGCCCUGCUGCUUCCCCAACUUCGGCGUCGGCCCGCUUCUGGCCUUCAACCCACCCUAAACCUCGGCAACUCCAAGGGUCUGUAAUCGUUGAAAGAUGGCAUCCCUCCGGGGCUCAACAUCGACGAACAUUUCGUCAGAUUUUACAGCAUCACUGUUUCAAGAACCGCCACCGUAGCCGCCAAACACGCAAUCACCCAUCCCGAGUAACCACUACGCCACACCCGUCUAACCUCACCCUCACCCUCAGCCCACGGCACCGUAUCCUCGGGGUACCCCAUUGGACAACAACCCCGCGACAGGCCGACAACCACCAAGCAGAACAGCAAACAUGGCCCAGCAGCAGCAGCAGCAGCCGCAGCCCCUGGCCGGCUACACCAGCUACCAGCACUACCGCAUCACGGCGCCGUCCCCCUUGGUGGCGCACGUGGAGAUCAACCGCCCCGCCAAGCUCAACGCGUUCCACGAGGCCAUGUGGCUGGAGCUGCGCGCGGUGUUCCGGCAGCUGUCGGCGGACGGCGACGUGCGCGCCGUGGUGCUGUCGGGCGCCGGCGACCGCGCCUUCACGGCCGGGCUCGACGUCACGGCCGCGAGCGAGGGCGGCGUGCUCUCGGCCGCGGAGGGCCUGGACGGGGCCAGGACCGCGGCCAGGCUGCGGCGGCAUAUUGCUGAGUUUCAGGAGUGUCUUUCGGCGAUUGAGAAGUGCGAGAAACCGGUGAUCUGCGUCAUGCACGGCAUUGCCAUCGGGCUGGCCAUCGAUAUCUCGUGCUGUGCCGAUAUUCGGGUAUGUGCCAAGGAUGCACGGUUUGCCGUCAAGGAGGUCGACAUCGGGCUGGCGGCCGAUAUUGGCACCCUCGCGCGCUUGCCCAAGGCAGUUGGUAGCCAGUCGUGGGUUAAAGACGUUUGUUUGACGGCGCGCGGCUUUGACGCGGCCGAGGCCCUCGCCGUCGGCUUCGUUAGCCAGGUGCACGAUUCCAAGGCCGCCGCGCUGGCCGCGGCCGUCAAGACGGCCGGGUUCAUCGCCUCCAAGAGCCCUGUGGCGGUGCAGGGGACCAAAGAGUUGCUAAACCACAGCCGAGACCACACAGUCGAGGACAACCUCAGGUACACGGGCGUCUGGAAUGCCGCCGCCCUGCAGACCAACGAUGUGGCGGCCGCGCUGAUGUCAGGGCUGAACAAGAAAAAGCCCACGUUCGAGAAGCUUUGAGCCCUUGGGGUGGCCCAGAAGUGUCUAAUUAUAUGCCGGGGUAACCUUGGCCCCUGUGUUGUAGAGUAUUGAUACACAAUCAUGAACGUCGUUAUUCGUAAAGUCCCAAGAC
Chaetomium fimeti is the source of this 1318-nucleotide messenger RNA. Its product is annotated as ClpP/crotonase-like domain-containing protein. Gene Ontology annotation, cellular component: mitochondrion. Lineage: Eukaryota; Fungi; Ascomycota; Sordariomycetes; Sordariales; Chaetomiaceae. The transcript has 3 exons. Bases 331 to 1206 code for a protein of 291 amino acids. The record is from RefSeq and is a predicted model, not a curated record. Gene Ontology annotation, molecular function: delta(3,5)-delta(2,4)-dienoyl-CoA isomerase activity.